This is a messenger RNA of Zerene cesonia (dogface butterfly), 1927 nucleotides long. RefSeq lists its product as uncharacterized. The record is from RefSeq and is a predicted model, not a curated record. Bases 285 to 1766 code for a protein of 493 amino acids. The transcript is spliced from 3 exons. NCBI's taxonomy places the organism in Eukaryota, Metazoa, Arthropoda, Insecta, Lepidoptera, Pieridae.
GACAAAAUAUACCAGCUGAAAAUAGACGUUGGCAAUCAUAUAAAUCGUCAAGACUCAAGAUACCUAUUUAUUUUGUGACCAAAAUCGUGCAACAGAACAUUUCUUCAUGUUUAAAAAGAAUUAAGUUUUCUUUAAUUUUGAAUAUUUUUGAACAACGGCCUGUUUAUUAGACACUCUUACAACUCUUACUAUUGAAAAUUAUUAACACGUUAUCUCUUGUAUUUGUUAUGUAGCGUUAUUAAAAGUAAACAUUUAUCAUUAUUCUUGCAUACAAUACAUGUUCUAUGAGUAAAAGAAGAUUAUCUAAGGAAAUGGUUGCUAAAAAUAAAAAUAAAGUAUUAGCAUGUUCAACUCCCGAACAUAGGUUGGAUUCUCCGUCGAGGGACAGUGAUUCAAUAUGUGAUUCAGAUGCUGGAAGUCCUGUCCCAUUUUUAUGCACUCAAGAUGGAGCUGAAGGAGAAACUGAUGUUGUAUGGAAUUUUUACACACCUAAAGCUGAACAACCCACAUAUAGGUCUAAAAACACAACACCCGUGAGUCGUAAAAGCAGAAAAGUAUUAAGGCCAAAACUAAUUGAAAAACCUUUACCUAGAAGAAAACCUGUUAGAUCAACACAAAAAAGAACUGAAUUAUUUCAAGAUUUGAUAGAACUGAAUCAAAACUUGCAUGAAUUAAUAAAGCAAAAAAAGUCUAAUAACAAUGUCAAUAAACCACAAUCAGGUAGUGAAGAUGACAUAUUUAGUGAUAAUAGUGAAAGCUCACCAAAAAGUGGCUUGCGUACAAGUAGCCGUUGCCUUAGAAAGAAUGUGUUGAGUUCCAAAUUCAAAAAACAAGAACCCGAACCUGGCUUGGAAUCGGAUGACUCUAUGAAUGAAUGUCUUUUAAGAGCAAGUCAAGUUGUUGAAGAAAAUAUUAUAAACUAUGAUCAUUCAGCACCAAAACGACCAUGCCUUGAAGCACUAAAUACAAAUAAUAAAUAUCAUUUUAAACCUAGUGCAAAUAUUAACAUGGAUCAGGAUUCUAUGGACACAAUACUAAGUAAUAUAAAAUUGGAAUCUCCUGCGGCUUACAACAAGAAUAAAAAAUAUGACUCACCACGAUUAAAUAAUGAUUCAUUUGAUAGCUUGCUGGGCAAUUUAAAUGACAGUGCAUUAGAGAGGCUUUCUCAAAUUCCUCUUAAAGAAACAAAGAAAAAUGUGACAAGUACAAAAGAUUCGAGCUGGAUACUAGAAGAUAUAAUUAUACAUGGAGAGAGCCCAACCUCAAGAUCUUUGUUUGGCAGGCAUAACUCGAUGCCAGAGUCUCCAUCAAUGAUAGAAUUGAAUAAACCCUCAACUAGUGGAAUGGCAUUUGGAAGAUACAACUCAAUGCCAUUCAACAAAAGUGAUGAAAAAAUUACUGUUCCAGGAGAUUCCCCAAUAAGAUGUACCCAAGAUGAAAUUAAAAAGAAACAUCAGCAAGCCCGGGAAAGAUUAAUGGCUAAAAGGCUUCUUCCAUUUACUACAUCACAACAACAAAAAACACAAGGGUCUUCACAGAAUCAGCCAAUUCAGAAGAAAAGUAUUUUUCAACCAAAAGUUCCUAGUAUCACAAAAGGAUUAAUAGACAAUAAAAUUAAUUAUGGUGGAACUAAUCAUAUUAAUACUUAUAAUCAAUCGGAUCAAAAUAAAGUUGAUUCAUCUAAUGUUAAACAACUAAUAGAAAAGAAACGACAAGAAGCAUUAAUGAAGUUAAGACGAAGACAACCACAAACAAAGCUGCCAUAAUAUUAUACUCCAAAAAUAUAAAUGUAUUUAUUUUUAAUUUUUGAACUGAACUAUUCUAUGUGAUAUGGAGUAUUUUAUUUACAUUAAUAAGUGUAUUGAUCCAAUUACAAAUGCCAUUAAUUGUUUUUUAAAUUAUGUAUGUUUGAUUAUAAUAGAAAGAU